This is a messenger RNA of Polypterus senegalus (gray bichir), 1455 nucleotides long. It is a transcript of the gene bhmt, whose product is annotated as betaine-homocysteine methyltransferase. The record is from RefSeq and is a predicted model, not a curated record. Gene Ontology annotation, molecular function: zinc ion binding; betaine-homocysteine S-methyltransferase activity. The transcript is spliced from 8 exons. Bases 105 to 1319 code for a protein of 404 amino acids. NCBI's taxonomy places the organism in Eukaryota, Metazoa, Chordata, Cladistia, Polypteriformes, Polypteridae.
CUCAUUGCUCCGCUCUAUAUAAAGAAGUGAACUUACAUUUCCAGAUCAACCAACAGCCUUUCUUUUUUUGCUUCAGUGUUCGGCUGUCUCUGUUGGAGGAAAAUAUGGCACCUGCCGGGACGAAAAAAAGUAUUUUGGAUCGCUUAAAUUCUGGAGAAGUUGUUAUUGGAGAUGGGGGUUUUGUGUUUGCCCUGGAAAAAAGGGGUUAUGUAAAAGCUGGACCAUGGACCCCAGAGGCUGCGGUGGAGCAUCCUGAAGCUGUGAGGCAGCUGCAUCGAGAAUUUCUGAGGGCCGGAUCAAAUGUCAUGCAGACGUUCACAUUUUAUGCCAGUGAUGACAAACUGGAGAACAGAGGCAACUAUGUAGCAGAAAAGAUCUCUGGACGCAAAGUUAAUGAGGCUGCAUGUGACAUUGCCAGAGAAGUGGCAGGAGAAGGAGACGCCUUGGUAGCUGGAGGUGUCAGUCAGACGCCAUCUUACUUGAGCUGCAAGAGUGAGUCAGAAGUAAAAACCAUCUUCAAGAAGCAGCUGGAGGUGUUCACAUCGAAAAAUGUUGACUUCCUUAUUGCUGAGUAUUUCGAGCAUGUAGAAGAAGCAGAGUGGGCAGUUCAAGUUCUAAAAGAAAGUGGGAAACCAGUGGCAGCAACUUUAUGCAUUGGUCCUACAGGAGACCUGAAUGGAGUAUCCCCAGGAGAUUGUGCGGUCAGGCUGGGCAAAGCGGGUGCUGAUAUUGUUGGAGUAAAUUGUCAUUUUGACCCCAUGACCUGCUUGAAGACUGUGAAAUUGAUGAAAGAGGGACUGGAGGCUGCAAAAAUGAAAGUUCAUCUGAUGAUCCAGCCACUUGCCUAUCACACCCCUGACUGUGGACAUCAAGGGUUUAUUGAUCUGCCUGAAUUCCCAUUCGCUUUGGAGCCAAGAGUCCUUUCUCGAUGGGAUGUUCACAAGUAUGCCAGGGAAGCCUACAAUUUAGGUGUCCGCUAUAUAGGUGGCUGCUGUGGGUUUGAGCCGUACCACAUCAGGGCCAUUGCAGAAGAACUGGCUCCAGAGAGAGGUUUCCUGCCACAAGCUUCGGAAAAACAUGGCAGCUGGGGCAGCGGCCUUGAUAUGCACACAAAGCCAUGGGUUCGAGCAAGAGCUCGUAAAGAAUACUGGGAGAAACUUUCCCCUGCCUCUGGACGGCCGUUUUGCCCCUCAAUGUCCCAUCCAGAUAGCUGGGGAGUGACCAAAGGACAUACUGACCUACUGCAACAGAAAGAAGCAACGAGUGAGGAGCAGCUGAAACAGCUCUUUACAAAGCAAAAAGAAAAGUGCGGGGUGUGAACCGGAAAGCUCUGUGUGCCUAACUCAAGGGGCAAUUGUGCCUUUUGGAUGGAAGGCAGGUGCCACGCAGAUGACGUUAAUAUUGUUGGACCACUGGAAAAAUCACUGUUGUAAUAAAAUCCUUUCCUUUACAGCA